This is a messenger RNA of Cannabis sativa, 2157 nucleotides long. RefSeq lists its product as uncharacterized. NCBI's taxonomy places the organism in Eukaryota, Viridiplantae, Streptophyta, Magnoliopsida, Rosales, Cannabaceae. Gene Ontology annotation, molecular function: RNA-DNA hybrid ribonuclease activity; nucleic acid binding. The transcript is spliced from 6 exons. The record is from RefSeq and is a predicted model, not a curated record. Bases 1 to 2157 code for a protein of 718 amino acids.
AUGGUCGACGUCGGGGCUGGGGCUGCAACAUUCAGCAACUGGUUGUUGGGGAUCUUCGGCAGAGGGCACGAAGGUGAAAUGGAAGAAGUGGUUGUGAUCAAAGUUAAUGUUAAUGGGGAUUUGUUUGAACAAGAGGGGCGCUUUGGCAUGGGUUGUGUAGCUCGGAAUCGUCAUGGUGCUAUAGUUGAAGCAUUCAAGAAGGGGAAGAUUGGUUGUGUUCAACUCGAAAUUGCUGAGAUAAUAGGCAUUAAAGAAGCUUUGAGUUGGAUUGCAACUCAUUCGUGGAAUAGAGUCAUAAUGGAAACAGAUAGCUUGGUGUGUGUCCAAGCGAUUCAUAGCGGUAUUUUUAUGCCUUCACAGUUUGGUCUUAUUAUUCAAGAUGUUCGAAAUUUGCUUAUGGCUCUAUCUUUUGUUGAUUUGUGUUUUGUAAAACGAUCUGCAAAUAAGUUGGCUCAUUGCUUGACAAGAGACUCUUAUUUCUCUACAGGUCGUAUACUUCAGCUGGAGGACUGUUCAUCUGAAGUAACACGUCGAGUGGGUAACGAAGAAAGAAUUGACAUUCAGAGGAUAAGGGAGCUGUUGGGUUUAAGUUCGCCAGAGGGUAAUAUUAAUUACUUGGGGCUUCCUCUAUUCAGAGCAAAACACAAGGAUGCAGAUUUUAACUUUAUUCUGGAUAACCUGACCACUAAAUUGCAUGGUUGGAAAGCUAAAACUCUAUCUAAAGCGGGGCGUGCAACUCUUAUCAAGUCGGUGGGUUUAGCUCUUCCUUUGUAUGAUAUGCAAACUACCAAACUUUCUAAUAGACUGGCCAGGAAGAUUGACGGAAUGGUGCGUGACUUCUGGUGGGGUUCUGAAAAGGGUAAUAGAGGAAUUCACCUUAAAGCCUGGGACAAACUCUGCCUCCCCAAAUCCUUGGGGGGUCUGGGCUUCCGAAAAUCCAAAGAAAUGAACCAAGCUUUCCUCGCUAAGUGGGGGUGGAAUCUUCUGACAGGGAACCAGUCUUUAUGUUGCCGUAUCCUUGAGGCCAAAUAUCUUAAAGGAAAGUCCUUUCUAGAUUGUGUUCCGAAAGCCUCGGACUCCUGGUUUUGGAAGAAUGUUACUAAGUCAAGAGACGUCAUUCGUAAAGGGGCUUGUAAACGUGUGGUCGAUGGCCAGGAUACCAACAUUUGGUUGGACCCUUGGAUUGCGCAUCUAAAGGGAUUCACUCCCCAACCUAGUGGGCGGGUCGUGAGUAGGGAGACCAAGGUAGCCGAGCUCCUGUUACAGAAUGGUGGAUGGAAUUUCCAAAAGCUCCACCAGUUGUUUAAUCAGGAAACGAUCUCUGCUAUCCUCAGCGAAUGUGUGCCUACUGGUCGGGGAAAGGAUAGCUGGGUCUGGACCUUGGAAAGUAAUGGUCGGUUCACCUGCAAAUCUGCCUAUUUGGCCCAAACCGUGGAUAGUUCGAGCCCUACAGAGGCUCUCCCAGUUCGUUCGGUGUUAGGUAGAAGGUUUCCUAUUGAGGAUGAGAGUUGCCCCCUGUGCGGAGCAGAAAGUGAAACUAUGGAGCAUUUAUUUCUCUCUUGUAAUGUUGCCUUUCACCUAUGGCGAUCUUCUCCUUGGGGUAUCUUCCCCAUUUGUGACGCGGGUAUAAGAAUGUGGGAUUGGGUUAAGUUCUUAUGGGAUCUCAAAAAUAAAGGAAUUAAUGAGCAGAAAACUUUCUUAUAUGCUUCGCUCAUCAUUGACACCAUCUGGCGGACCAGGAACGAAAAGCAUGUCUUGACUGCCGGUGGUUCUGAGGAUCACGUCGGCAAGGUGAUCUGGGUAUCUGCAAAAAGACUGGAUUUUUCUAGUGCUCUCUGUGGGGAAGCGGCGGCCUGCUGUUUGGCCAUAGAGGAGGUAAAAGCUCGCGGUAUUCAGUACCUUAUAGUGGAGAGUGACUUGAGGGUGGUGAUCAACGUCCUCAAUGGGAAGGAGUCUCGUUGGGGGCUUGAUAACUAUGUCUCUUUUUGUAAAACCACCUCCACCUCUUUUAUUGGUUGUAAUUUUCAUUUCGUCCGUAGACAGUGUAAUUUUAUGGCCCAUAAUGUGGCUAACUGGGCAUUUUCCAAUCAGAGGUUUGGCUCUAUGCCGAUUUCCUCUUUGCCUGAAAUUAUAUUUUGUAAUGACCGGGAGGUCUAA